Molecule: messenger RNA, 750 nt
Organism: Nerophis lumbriciformis (worm pipefish)
Lineage: Eukaryota; Metazoa; Chordata; Actinopteri; Syngnathiformes; Syngnathidae
Source: RefSeq, a predicted model, not a curated record
AUGGCCGCCCUUGCCAGCUCCCUUAUUCGGCAGCGUCGGGAGGUCAAGGACCCCCAGACCAACCGUCAGAUCGCCAGCAAGCGAAAGCCGUGCCCGAAAAGCAACAAGUCGCUCUGCCAGAAGCAAAUCCUCAUUUUGAUAUCCAAGGUUCGAUUAUGCGGCAGUCGAGGGAGGAAAAUGGAAAAAAGACCAGAGCCUCAGCUGAAGGGUAUCGUCUCACGUCUCUACUGUCGACACGGGUUCUACCUGCAAAUGUUGCCGGACGGCACCAUGGAAGGCACAAAGGACGAAAGCAGCUCCUUCUUGCAGUUCAACUUGAUUCCUGUGGGCCUCCGCAUCGUGGCCAUCCAGAGUACCAAGACGGGGCUUUACGUGGCCAUGAACAGCGAGGGCUAUCUCUACACUUCGGAACACUUCACGCCAGAGUGCAAGUUCAAAGAGUGCGUGUUCGAGAACUACUACGUCACCUACUCGUCCAUCCUCUAUAGACAGACGCAGUCGGGCCGGGCCUGGUACAUCGGCAUCAACCGGGACGGGCAGGUGAUGAAGGGAAACCGGGUCAAGAAGACAAAGGGAGCUGCACAUUUUCUACCCAAACUCAUUGAAGUGGCCAUGUACAGGGAGCCAUCCCUGCACGACGUCGCUGAGCAGAGUCCCCCUAGGAAAACACCCAAGACCUCCAGUGACUCGCCCGUCCACCAGAACGGCAAGAAAGAGCCUCAAAGCAAAACCAAAACCUCGUCAUCCUAG